CAUCAUAAAUUCGCCACAGUUCCAAUCGAUCGCACAAACCUGUAAAAAUUAUAGUAAGAGUGAGUAUUUAAAAAUACCCAAUAAGAUAAGUGCAGUUUCCAUACACAAAUAUAUAACAAAUAAAAUUACACUUUAUACCACUCUGCUCUUACGAAAUAUAUUGAUGAUCAAGCAAAACACUCAUCUUAGGUCCUCUUAUAAUCCCCUAAGAUUUCAUCUUUCUUUUUUAACGAACCUGAAGGUCCAUUGACAAUUCAGACAUAUUUAAUUGAAUUUCCUGUUGCCGUUACUGAUCUAGGAGAAAUGUUGGGCAAUGAUUUACUGAAUUGUAAAUAGAUUUAUUGAAAUGGAUAGAAACUAGAAAUAGAAAUUGAAAGAACAAUUCCAAGCAUUUGAGAGGCUGGAUCUCGCCUAAUAGACUCAACAAAUUACUCAAUAUUUUGCAUGCCUUUCCUUUUCUUUUUCUCUUCUAUUUAUAGGCAAUCCUUACUAUAGCCUAUUACAUUUUUAUCCCUCCUAACUAACUAGUGAACAUUCUAGAAUCUGUCUUUAUUAGACUCUAUCAUUACUCUCCACCUCGAAAUCCACCUUGUUCUCAAGGUGGAAAUUGUUGCUGUCUUGGUCAAUUCAUCAUGCAACCUCGCAGUUUCCUUGCAAGAACUCCAGUCAUGGUCACUAUGGAGUAUGGGUGUUUCAACCUUUCGAAGUGGACGGACCUACUCAGUUGAGCAACUAUCACCAAUAUAGUGUCCAGGGCAAUUCCAUAUCCAGUUGCCCCUAUCACCAACGGAGAUUUUGCAUAUGCAAUAGGCUGAGGCACUGAGCAAGCAUUUUCUUCAGUUUGUUUACACAUGCCCCCCUUGUGAAAUUAUUGUAGUCAUCCACGUAGAUUUCAUCAUGCAACAUGUAGAUCCCUCCUCUUCUUUCAUCUUCUCCAACAUCCCUAAGUAUGUUCGUCCAUUGAUUUGCAAUCCCCAAUGCCAAAACAGCAAUAUCAACACUCUCGGUAGUUGCCUGGGAUUCGGGUGCAAUUUCCCUCGCCAUCGUUGCUUGACGAAGUACAGUAGAUGCAGUUGAUUUGGAUUUACCUUGAAAAGCAAGGGGCUAUUCAACGAUUUUUGAAAAUAGGAAAAUUGUAGGCGGUAACUUACCGGUAGGUUGAGCCUAUUAAGUUUACUUCCAUGUGUGUCGAAAUUUAGUGGGGCUUGUUUCACAACUUCACUGCUGCCUUUCCCCUGUUGGGCCAAUUCCAAAACCAAGCCUAUAGGUUCUUUCAUCUGAAAUUCAGCCAUCAAUUCCAGCCCAUUCUCUUCCCCUUUCUUCUCCGUUGUCUUCUUCUCCUCCAGCAAUAGUCCUUGUUCAUACACUCCCCUCAAAGAAGAAGCUAGGAACCUGGUUUGCCGGUAAAGUUCUAAUAGAUCCGGACGUUGUUGCUGAUCUGAUGCUGAUCUAUAGAGCUGCUGGAAAGGAUUCUUCUCUGCUGCAACAGUAGAUCUAAUGGCUGCAGCUGGUGAAUCUGCUCUGGACAUAUUUAAAGCCAAAGACAUUCCUGGAACUGUAUUAAAAGGAGUUCCUGAUUAUUGUACCGUGUAUGUCAUCCACAAAGGAAAGAUUUCAUCCACACGAGCUGCUUCCCGACUAGCGCCAUCCAUCCUCACUCCACUUCGUAACCAGAUAAUGCUUCAGGCCUGCGGCAAAUCUAUUGCGUCUGAGGCAUCGUUACCCUCCAGUUAUAAUUCCAGAAGUUCUAUUUCAGGGUCUUCAAGGCGAGGAUCUGAACCAUCUCCACAUUCCACGCAAAAUGAGGCAAACUUUAUCAAAUCACCGUUUACUCACAGGAAGGCCCCAAAUGGCAAACCAUAUGAACUCUCAGCGCCUGAUACUGACAUAUCUUUUGUCAGUUCUGGAAGGCAAAGCGUUGAUAUGUUCCAAUCAUUUGCUGACAGCUUAGAUAACUCUCUAACCCCUCCUCGGCUUUCAGGCUUCUCAGACAUAGAUAGCCAAGGGUUAGACUCAUGGCAACUUGGGAGCAAAUCCGUAGGCACAGUAACCCCUCCAGAAUUCUCAUCUGCCACACCUGAGAAUGAUAAAUUUGCAGCGCAGGCAAUGGAGGAAGUGGAAGCAGAAAUGAGAAGGUUAAAGCUGGAGCUCAAGCAAACAAUGGAUAUGUAUAGUACUGCCUGCAAGGAGGCUCUCUCAGCAAAAGAAAAGGCAAAGGAGCUCCAACGGUGGAAAAUAGAAGAGCAAAGGAGGAUAGAAGAGGCUAUGUUAGCUGAAGAAGCUGCAGUGGCACUAGCAGAAAAGGAAACGGCCAAGUCCAGGGCAGCCCUUGAGCAUGCUGAAGCAUCUCAAAGAAUAGCAGAGCUGGAGUCGAAAAAGAGAAUCAAUACAGAAAUGAAAGUACUAAAAGAAUCAGAAGAGAAGGGUAAGGCACUAAUCUCUAUGGGACAAUCAAAUGUCAGGUACAGGAGAUACUCAAUUGAGGAGAUUGAAACUGCAACAGAAUAUUUUUCAAAAUCUCGAAAGAUUGGUGAAGGAGGUUAUGGACCAGUAUACAAGUGCCAUCUGGACCAUACCCCUGUAGCAGUUAAAGUCCUUCGCCCUGACGCUACUCAUGGAAGAUCACAGUUUCAGCAGGAGGUUGAAAUAUUAAGUUGCAUACGGCACCCCCAUAUGGUCCUUCUUCUAGGAGCCUGCCCUGAGUAUGGUUGCUUAGUAUAUGAAUACAUGUCCCAUGGAAGCUUAGAAGACCGCUUAUUCCAACGCGAAAACACCCCACCUCUAUCUUGGCAGCAGAGGUUCCGAAUUGCAGCUGAAAUUGGCACUGGCCUGCUUUUCCUCCACCAGACCAAGCCAGAGCCCCUUGUACAUCGGGAUCUGAAGCCUGCCAAUAUCCUGCUUGAUCGUAACUAUGUAAGUAAGAUUAGUGAUGUUGGCUUGGCCAGGCUUGUCCCUCCAUCUGUGUCAGAUAGUGUCACUCAGUAUCGGAUGACAUCCACUGCGGGAACUUUCUGCUACAUAGAUCCAGAGUACCAGCAAACGGGAAUGCUUGGUGUAAAAUCUGAUAUAUACUCCUUGGGAAUCAUAUUCUUACAGCUUCUUACGGGAAAGCCACCAAUGGGUCUGACUCAUCACGUUGAAAGAGCUAUUGAGAAAGGAACCUUCCGUGAUAUGCUGGAUCUAGCUAUACCUGAUUGGCCCUUUGAAGAGGCCCUAAGCUUCGCUAAAUUGGCACUCAGGUGUUCUCAAUUAAGAAGGAAAGACAGACCAGAUCUUUUUAAAGUUGUCCUGCCAGAACUGAACAAACUGAGAGAGCUUGCAGAAGAUAGCGAGUCCAACUUAAUACCAUUCAGUGCAGCCCCCUUGGCCAGCCAUAGUCAAGUUUCUGUGUCUAAAGACUUUAGUUAUCCACCAUCUCCACAAUCAAGCAUGGGGAGCUGAGAAUAAGUCAAAAGCAAGAUGACUGAAAGUAGUUAUAGGUAUGUACAGAAAUUUUUUCUUUCCUGCCAUUCCCAAGUUGCUAAUGCUCUCUGAAAAGUAAUUUCAGUUCCUUCAGAUUGAACUACCGAUGAGAAUGCUUGUACAGUUGCAAAGGCCCUGCACUUCAAAAUUUUCCGAAAAGUGAACAACCUUUCCUUUUAUUAUUUAUGUACUAUAAUACCAUACCAAUCGAUUUAUUCAUUGUAUGUGGCUUACAUAAAUCAAUUAAAAAAAAUGCUUCGAAUUGCAAUUCA
Molecule: messenger RNA, 3734 nt
Organism: Olea europaea var. sylvestris
Lineage: Eukaryota; Viridiplantae; Streptophyta; Magnoliopsida; Lamiales; Oleaceae
Product: U-box domain-containing protein 34-like
Exons: 8
Coding region: 1498-3441 (647 amino acids)
Biological process (GO): protein phosphorylation
Molecular function (GO): ATP binding; protein kinase activity
Source: RefSeq, a predicted model, not a curated record